Messenger RNA from Ceutorhynchus assimilis (cabbage seed weevil), 411 nucleotides. NCBI's taxonomy places the organism in Eukaryota, Metazoa, Arthropoda, Insecta, Coleoptera, Curculionidae. The record is from the annotation of a GenBank genome assembly.
AUGUCUAUCGCAAAUAAUGAAGAUUUCAAGCAAAUCUACGAAAACCUGGAAGAAAAAAGCAAAACCCUCUGCACCGAACUCGAAGAACGCCUCAUAAUAAUAACCGCAACAGUGAAAUCCCUAAAAACAGACAUCAGCCUGGAAAAACAACUUUGGAAAGAAGAAAUCCAGAAAACCAUCGAUCUGGAAAAGAAAAUCUCCAAGCACAAUCACGGAGAUUACAUUGAAACAAUUCUAACAAAAGCUUUGAAGAAAAACAACGACAAAAUUCAAAACGAAAUUGUAUACAAGCAACAAUUACUUGAAGCCGAAAAUAUGUGCAACUUGGAAAUGCUGAAAAUCAAAAACAGCUUGGAAUGCUUGGCCCCGUUACAAGCAAUUGUAGAAGAAUGGAAUUAUUGUGACAAAUAA